Molecule: messenger RNA, 1424 nt
Organism: Cannabis sativa
Lineage: Eukaryota; Viridiplantae; Streptophyta; Magnoliopsida; Rosales; Cannabaceae
Product: syntaxin-71
Exons: 9
Coding region: 416-1240 (274 amino acids)
Biological process (GO): vesicle fusion; intracellular protein transport
Cellular component (GO): SNARE complex; endomembrane system
Molecular function (GO): SNAP receptor activity; SNARE binding
Source: RefSeq, a predicted model, not a curated record
CGUUCCCAAGGAAAACGACAACGACCGCCGUAGAAGUAGGUAGGUUUUCCAAAACAACUUAUAGAAUUUCGCCAAAUGGAAACUGUCGAAACCAGCCUUCUAUAUUGGACGUGUUGGCUUGUGCAUGGCGAUUCCUUUAUUUUGUAUUAUACAUAGUUUUAUUCAUACAAAUACAACCCAACCAACCAUUCACAACCACGUACAUUAAAAUCUUCGCCCUUUCUUUCAAAACACUUUUUUUAAUUGUUUCUGUGUUUUUUUUUUUGUUUAUCACUAACACCUGGUGCGGUCGUCACUGUCCUUUUGACUUUUUUGGUUUUUCUUGGAAAGAGCUCUGUUCUGAGUUCUUCUGACAUGUAGAUUUUUUUCAUUUCUAAACUGAAAACAAAAACAGAGAAAAGAGAGAGUGCAGAAGAUGAGUGUGAGAGAUUUAUUGACGAGGGUCAACGUGAUUUGUAAUAAAUACGACAAGUACGAUUUGGAGAAGCGUAAAGAUCAAGCUCAGAAUCUUCAUGGUGGCGACGAUGCUUUCUCUCGUCUAUACGGCGUCGUUGAGGCCGAACUCGACUCUGCCCUCCAGAAAUGGGAGGCUGCGGCAACAGAGAAGAACAGGGCUAGUGCGGUUGCUAUGAACGCCGAGAUUAGAAGAACCAAGGCUCGUUUGCUGGAGGAACUUCCCAAAUUGCAAAGGCUUGCUUUUAAAAAGGUUAAAGGGCUUUCAAAUGAAGAGGUUGAGGCUCGAAAUGAUUUGGUUUUAACGAUUAAAGAGAGGAUUGAAGCUAUACCAGAUGGUUCUUCUUCAUCAAAUGGAGCUAACCGAGCUGAACAUGGUGGUUGGACAGCUUCAACCACUUCUUAUACAGGAAUUAAAUUUGAUUCAACCUCAGAUGGGCGAUUUGGCAAUGAGUACUAUCAACAAACAGAUGAAUCGGAUCGAUUUAGACAGGAAUACGAAAUGAGAAGAAUGAAACAGGAUGAAGAUUUAGAUGUCAUAACAGAAGGAUUGCACACAUUAAAAGAUAUGGCCCAUGACAUGAAUGAGGAAUUGGAUAGGCAGGUCCCCCUCAUGGAUGAGAUAGAUGACAAGGUUGACAGAGCAAAUUCUGACCUUAAAAAUACUAAUGUUAGGCUAAAGGAGACAAUAAUUAAGCUAAGGUCAAGCAGGAAUUUCUGCAUUGACAUCACUCUUCUGAUCAUAGUAAUGGGAAUUGCUGCUUAUUUAUACAAUGUUUUGAAGUGAAAAUGGCGCUUCUACAGUUACUUCCACGGCUAUUCUCUCCUAUAUAUGUAUUUUGUUAUGCAAAUAAAUUCAUGUGAAUUGAUGCUAUUUAAUUAUACAAUUAUUAUAUUUUCACAAACAUGCAUUUUAUUGUACAAUUAUUAUAUUUUCAUAAAAAUUAUAGACAAUCCUUAAUUAUUUAUAA